Arabis nemorensis is the source of this 741-nucleotide messenger RNA. NCBI's taxonomy places the organism in Eukaryota, Viridiplantae, Streptophyta, Magnoliopsida, Brassicales, Brassicaceae. The record is from the annotation of a GenBank genome assembly.
AUGCAAUCAAGUGAAGAGUUCGUCAAGUUCUUAGGAGAGGGUGUCCACGGUUCUGUUGAUCUCGUCAAAUUCACCAAAAGCGACGGCUCCUCUUUUCACGCCGCCGUCAAAACAUCCCACGGCGAUCUAUACGACUCUCUCUACCGAGAGUUUCGGAUUCUGUCCGAACUCAGUGGAUAUCCGAACAUCGUUCAAUGCUUUAGUAACGAUCUGGAAGAGGAUCUCAACUCUAACGGAGAAACAGUCUUCAAAUUGCUUCUCGAGCACGCAUCCGAAGGUAGUUUAAAGGCUUUCAUGGACAAUUACACCGACAGAAAAUUACCUGAAUCUAUUAUCAGAGACUUCACGCGUAUGAUUCUCCAAGGUUUGGUCUCUAUUCACGGUCACGAUUAUGUUCACUGCGAUCUCAAAUCAGAGAACCUCCUUGUCUUCUCCUUGGGAGAUUCUGCUUACGAGUUGAAGAUUUCUGACUUCGGAAACUCUUUAGAAGUCGGAGAGAUUCCUGAUUACUGGGCAAUUGAUUAUCCGUUUGUUGGAACGGCUAAUUACAUGCCUCCGGAGUCUUUCCACAACGGAGUCGCCGAGAAAACCCUAGAUUUGUGGUCGUUAGGGUGCUUAGUGUUGGAGAUGUAUACUGGUAAGAUUCCAUGGACAGGGAUUAACGCCAAUGAUCUCGUGCCUAUUCUCUUUGAUGGUAAAGCUCCCGAGAUUCCAGAGAGUGUGCCUUGCGAUGCAUAUUGA